Zophobas morio is the source of this 1678-nucleotide messenger RNA. RefSeq names its product cytochrome P450 6a2-like. The record is from RefSeq and is a predicted model, not a curated record. The transcript is spliced from 3 exons. Gene Ontology annotation, molecular function: iron ion binding; oxidoreductase activity, acting on paired donors, with incorporation or reduction of molecular oxygen; monooxygenase activity. NCBI's taxonomy places the organism in Eukaryota, Metazoa, Arthropoda, Insecta, Coleoptera, Tenebrionidae. Bases 65 to 1600 code for a protein of 511 amino acids.
UGUCAAAUGUAAUAUCAUUGAUUAUAUUAGUGUCUCUGGUGUACUUCUUAGUAAUUAAACGAAAAUGUUACAGUUAAGUGUAUCAAGUUCAACAGUGUUGGAGCUCUUGUGUACAUUCAUCACAAUCUCUGUGUUAACAUGGUACAUCUACUACCUCUACUGCUUCAACUACUGGAAGAAGAAGAGAGUUCCAACCAUCGCCCCUCGAUUUCCAGCUGGUAACAUCCUGAAACCAAUCAUAGGCAAAGAAAACCUUUUUGACGCGAUUGCUGACUACUACAAAGACUUUAAAAGCCAAGGACACAAACACGCUGGCUUGUACUUUUUCAAUGGUCCCAUAUACUUCCCCAUCGACCCCGAAAUAAUAAAAAACAUCUUAACCACCGACUUUGACCAUUUCAUGGACCGAGGGAUAUACUUCGACGAAGAAAAAUUCCCUCUUAGUGGCCACUUAUUCUCAAUCGAAGGCUCAAAAUGGCGAAAUCUGCGUACCAAACUAUCUCCAACUUUCACAUCCGGAAAACUGAAAACCAUGUACGAAAUUUUCGUCAAAAUGACCGAAAAUUUCGUACGCACCAUUGAACCAACAGCUCAGAAAGGUGGCGAAGUUAAUAUUAAAUACGUGUCGGCAAAUUUUACAGCUGAUUUGAUCUUAUCAACCGCCUUUGGUUUAGAGGGUAACACCUUAAAGAAUCCUGAUAAUGAACUAGCAAAAAUUAUAACGAAGCUGUUCGAUGUUCCGACGUGGGACUUUGUUAAAACUGUCAUCGUUGAAGGAUUUCAGAAUCCUGGUAACAUAGUGAGGGGGCUUUUGAACAACAGAUCAAACGAAUACUUUUUCACUGAAAUCCUCAAAAACGCGGUUAAGCAGAGGGAUGAAAGUAAUAUCACCAGGAAAGACUUUUUGUCAUUACUGCUUGAAGUUCGGGACAGGGAAGGACUGAAUUUUAACGAAAUCCUCGCUCAGUGUUUCUUGUUCUUUUUGGCUGGAUUUGAAACGUCUUCACAAACCAUUAGUUACUGCAUCCAUAACUUGGCUCACAACCAGGAAAUACAAGAGAGGCUUCGUAGCGAAAUUUUUGACAAUUUGGGAAAAGAUUACACAAAGUACUCUUACGAAGACAUUUUCAAUUUACCGUAUCUGGACCAAGUUUUCAACGAGACUUUACGUUUGCACCCUGUUUUGGGUUUCCUUAAUCGAAUUUGCGUAAAGAACUACACAGUUCCUGGAACCAACGUCGUCAUCGAGGAAGGGACACCGGUUUUAAUUCCAGUUUUGGGACUGCAACGAGAUCCUGAGUACUUUCCUGAUCCUUUAAAGUUUGAUCCUGAAAGAUUCGGUAAGGAUCAGUCGCAAGUACCUUUUACUUUUAUGCCUUUUGGUGACGGUCCUAGAUUUUGUAUUGGGAUGCGAUAUGGCAAACUUCAGGUCAAGUUAGGACUUGCUGCUUUGUUAUCACAGUUCAAGUUUCUUCCCAGUCCAAAUACUCCAAAGACUAUCCAGCUGGAUAAAUAUUCCAAAUCACUUGUCAUGACACCUUUGAAGGGGAUCACAGUUAAGGUGGAAAAGUUGCAAGGUACAGUGAGAUCUACAGGUUAACAACUAUUCAAUUUUUAAUAGUUGUUUGGUUUCUUUUAAUAUUCCAACCACAAAUUCAGUAUUCUAUAAGGAUCUAAU